AGGCGGGGAGAUUAAGCUGCUUUGGGAGUGGCGGUUGGGACCUUUGCGUUCCGACUUCUACCAAAGUAACGACUGCAUCUGCGGCGGGCUCGCGACAUCGACCGCGUCCUUCCGGCUUCAGUGAUGGCUCAUGAAGCAAUGGACUAUGAUGUGCAGGUACAGUCAGAUCAUCAUGCUGCAGAAGAGCCUCCUCCUGCUGACGUGGUCAGCAGCCAAGCAGGACUGCCUCUGCUCCAGCCUGCGCCGCAGGUGUCCAUUGACCUGACAGAGGAAGUGGAGCUCUCGGGAGAAGAGAGUGUGGAGAACAUCGAUCCAGGAACUUCAGAGGAAGAUAGGCGGGGAUCUGGUGCUAACCCCACCGUCCACGUGUCUUCACUAGAGUCAGUGAACACCUUCAUCAGUGGGCUGCAGAGGCUUCAUGGCAUGCUGGAAUUCCUGAGACCUCCAGCUUCAAACCAUAGUGUGGGGCCGGUGAGAGUAAGGAGGAGGAGGGGUUCUGCACCACACAGGGCAAGGCCUGGAGGGUCUCAGAGGACAGACAGUGCCAGAUCAAGAGCAUCUUUGGAUGCUUUCUUUCAAGUGAGCAGGACCCAGCCUCACUUGUCAGCUGACCCUUAUCCAGAAACUAGGAAUCCUGUCUCUGAAGACUUGCAAGUGUCAAGUAGUUCCAAUUCUGACAGUGACAGCUCUGCAGAGGAUGAAGAGGAACCUGGAGCUGUUAUUUUGGAAGUUUCUGGAAAUAACUUGGCAGAACCCCCAGGAGGUACCUCGGCAGAGCAAGAAGUUAUAUGUAUUGAUGGAGGAGAGGUCCUCCCCAAACAGUCUUCCCAAAAAUCCAACCCUCUUCUCUCUUCUGAGCCUGCGGAUGAGGAAGAUGGAGACACUUGCACAAUAUGUUUGGAGCAGUGGACCAAUGCUGGGGACCACCGGCUCUCAGCAUUACGCUGCGGGCACCUCUUUGGGUAUAGAUGUAUUUCUAAGUGGCUCAGAGGACAGGCACGAAAAUGUCCCCAGUGCAACAAGAAAGCCAAGCACAGUGACAUUGUUGUCCUCUAUACUCGAACCCUGAGAGCUUUGGACACUAGUGAACAGGAACGGAUGAAAAGUUCCUUACUGAAGGAACAGAUGAUAAGGAAGCAGGCUGAGUUAGAAUCAGCACAGUGCCGCCUCCAACUUCAGGUUCUCACUGAAGAAUGCACUAAGCUUCAUGGUCGUGUCCAGGAAUUGCAAAAACUUAUUGUACAGCAUCGGGAUCAGAUUUUGCAACACCCCAGGAGCUGCCAAGCACAUUUCCUAGGCUGCCUGUCCUCCAGUCAGGGCCAGCACAAGUAUCAUUUCCAGAAGACCUUCACGGUGUCUCAGAUAGGGAACUGCCGAAUCAUGGCAUACUGUGAUUCCAUGAGCUGUCUGGUGGUGUCACAGCCUUCUCCUCAGGCCUCUUUCCUGCCAGGCUUUGGUGUUAAGAUGUUGAGUACUGCCAACAUGAAGAGUAGUCAGUACAUUCCAAUGCAUGGCAAGCAGAUUCGCGGAUUGGCUUUCAGCAGUCGGUCCAAGGGCUUGCUACUCUCUGCCUCCCUGGACAGCACUCUUAAACUGACUAGCCUGGAGACAAAUACUGUGGUCCAGACCUACAAUGCUGGACGUCCUGUCUGGAGCUGUUGCUGGUGUCUUGAUGAGAACAAUUACAUCUAUGCUGGACUGGUCAAUGGUUCAAUUCUCGUCUAUGACCUGCGAAACACGAGCUGUCACGUCCAGGAGCUUGUGCCUCAGAAAGCCAGAUGCCCACUGGUAUCCCUGUCAUACAUACCUAGAGCUGCUUCGGCUGUAUUUCCUUAUGGUGGGGUGCUGGCUGGAACCUUGGAGAGUGCUUCCUUCUGGGAGCUAAAAAUGGGCUUUUCUCACUGGCCUCACGUCCUGCCUUUGGAGCCAGGAGGCUGCACAGAUUUUCAGACGGAGAGUACCACUCGGCACUGUCUUGUGACCUACAGGCCCGAUAAAAACCACAACACCUUACGAAGCGUGCUGAUGGAGAUGUCCUACAGCCUGAAUGAUAUUGGAGAACCAGUCUGCUCGUGCCAUCCUGUACAGACAUUUUUUGGGGGACCCACUUGCAAGCUACUGACCAAAAGUGCCAUUUUCCAAAGCCCAAAGAAUGAUGGCAGCCUCCUGGUGUGUUCUGGGGAUGAAUCAUCCACUUCUGCCCUGCUGUGGGAUGCCAGCAGUGGCUCCUUGCUGCAGAAACUGCAGACUGAUCAGCCCGUCUUGGACGUCUGCCCAUUUGCGGUGAACCAUCACAACUACUUGGCUACCUUAACAGAGAAGAUGGUCCACGUCUAUAGAUGGGAGUGACCAUGGUCUUGAAGCCCAUCAGACACGCUGCUAGUUAAUGUUAAAAUGUUUUACCAGUACCUAGCAGCCCUACUUAUCACCUGCAACCUAGAACUAUUGGGAUCAUGGUUCAUUUGGAUUAGUAUGAUUCUGGGACUCCAGGUCACUGAGACACUACAAAUUGUGUCUGCUAUGUCCAUCAAGAGAAUGCAUGACUGGUAGUCUGCCCACAUUCUCCUUUUCUUGGGUUGUUGUUGGGUUGGAGUAUCUUUAUAUUUGGUCUGUUUUUCUGCUGGACGUCAGAGUGUGUCCUUCCAGAAGUUAUUUAGCGUAGGAGUACACACCAAGCAUUUUCUGGAGUAUGUAACACUCUAAGUGGUCUUGUCACUUGGGCCAUUUGGCUUGGGGAAAUGUCCCUGAAGGACAAGUGGUCUUCUUGAUUUUACUUGGUGGAUGUACGAGAGACUUUCUUCAGCUGAACACAAGAGGGCACUAUAAAACCUUGAGUAGGGUUUGAUUUGUUUUUGAUCUCAGAGGCUGACCACAUUUUAGCACCUUGGUCUCUCAUCCUCACAGAAAUGUGUGACAGGACAUAUGGUGUGCUUUGUGGCGGUAACAGUUAUGUUCCAGACGUGUUGUGCUGGGAAAUUGGCAAGCCCAGUCGUGGAGGGGGCUGACGAGCAUAGACGCUUUCCUAAUGCUGAGUGCAUUAAGUUCACUUUGUGAGAGCUAAGCAAAGAUAUCAGUUGUUGAGCAUCCGAGAAGAAGCAUUUUUUUUUCUAGACAGCUUAGAAUCUCAGAAUUGGUUUUUUAUAAGCUCAUGCUUUGAAGGCCACUUUUUCCGCUCUCCAGGAAGAUGAGCAUAUGUCAAAACUCUUUAGUCUUCUGCAGGAUCAGAGAUAAGGAAGAAGGGACUAAGAGAGGGCUUCCAACAGAGAAGUUGCUCAGACUGCUGCUGAGAACAGGAGAAGGGUUUUCUCUUCCUUUUUGAGAGAAUUUAUAUCUAAAUAAAGCCCUGGGAGUGAGGAGCUAUUCUUGAGCAUGUUUGUGAUUUCCAGAUAAAGUCUUCCCCAUGUGAAACUGAUGUUUGAUUCCAUGUUCCUCUGAUUUCCUUCAUUUCAUAACUUUUCUAAAUGUUUUGCUAGUAAAAUGGUUGUUCUCAAGAAGAUAAUAGCAGUUGAAGGCCUGUAGAUAGUGGGGAGAUGCCCACCACCUUCCAGUUCAACCCUAGAUUGUCCAAAAUUGGGGGCUGUAUUUUUCUCCCGUUAGAGGGCUCAGUUUAUAUUUGUUUCUUUUUGGUAGCUAAGAUCCUCUGCCUGAGGCUAUGUUGCUAAACCACUGUCCACACAGAACAUGCUUCAAGGUUGCGUAGGUCAGUGCCCUGUUUUUGGGAGCACAAAGGCUAACAGUGUGGUUUUCUUAAAUAAUUGUAAUAGAGAUGUUACCGUUACUUUUCUUGUAAAACAGUUCUGACCUCUCAGCUCCUGAGCUCUUCACAGAAUCUUUCUCACCAGAUAGGGUUGUUGGGGUAGAUUUCCCCAGAGUUCCAAGUUCCAGCUGUGCCUUUUAGGGGACUUUUAUGUUGGACACUUCUCCCUGAAUUAUUCCCCUUUCAUAUUCCAAGACAUUUUCCCAAAACCCAGCUUCUAGGCCUGGGAAAGAACCUCUCAAAGGAGAUAUUCCUUUUUUAAUAUGUUGAUGAUUAAGAGUGGCUGCCCAGGCCUGGGUUCCUAGUGGCAGAACAGGAUCUGAAUUAAAAAAAGCAUAACUCAUCUGCUUUCAGCAGACUAUCACAGAGAGGAUGCAGGUGGUCAGUCCCUGGCUGCCUUUGUCUUUGGGCCGGGUCAGGGUUAGGAUUUGACUUUGCUGCUGGCAGCUCCGUGGGUGUUGGGCCAGAGUAGCUUGCUUUGAAGUACACUCAACUGUGAUUAUUGAUUGCCCCUAAGCGUAGGAAUCAGGGGACUUAGUUGCCAUUGAAGUUGGGUGGAUCUCAAGUCUUGCCAAUCCUUGAAUUUCUACAAUAAAUUUGGAUGUUUUGGAAGCAAAUUCACGUGGUUAUGACUGAUUUCUCCAAGGAAACCCCCCUUUUUACCCCAACAGGAGCUUGCAUCUGUAGACCAAGGCUCUAAUCUCCCCUGCACCACCAGACUGUACCCCACCACAUCCCUCACCCCUGUUUCAAGGUUACUUUCCCAUUUGAGGUUUGGAGUUCAGUGAGCUCAAAAUACCUUCACAUUUUAUAUAUCCUUGCACCCGCUUUGAAAACAGGACAAUGGGAUCUGUGUGUUCUGUGUUUUAAAAUUAAUGUGAAAAUAAAGAAUUUGCCAUGUGUUACAUCUCUUUUGUCUGUCUUUUGUUUGUUUGACCACCAGAGGCAGGAACACGCCUGCCUAUCCUGGUAGAUUUCUCUAUUGCUUGAGUACUAUGUCUGAGCUACACUGCAUGGUCCCUGGAUCUGAAGUGAACAUCUUUAGCUGGCAAUUCUAUUUGACUGUUGGCUAAUGGGAAGCAGCGUAUUUGUCUCUUAAGAACCCCCCAUACUGAUCAUUUGUCUGUUUACUCGUAGAUCUUGGAGUCUGGAUCCUGCAAACUACAUUUCCCAGACUGCUGACUUCCAGUUAGUUUCUUUGAAUGUGCAGUACUGGCAGGAGUCUGGAAAAUGGAAGGAACAGAGACGAGAAGAGUUUUUUAUUUUGUGUAGUCUUUGGCAGCACUUCUGGCAGUGGUGGCAGCAGUGAGCAAGUGUAGGAUCCUGGGUUCCUGCUCAGGCAAGCACAUUUCCAGCUGCUUGCCUCAGUUUCUUUGUUCUGUUUGAGUUCAGGAAUUUCUGUUGUUAUGAGUCAUGGUGUUCUGGGAUUAGGCUGGAAAGGCUGAAAAUAUUGUCCAGCUUAACAGCAAAUUGAGUAUGCCAGAUUCCAAGACGGCUGAAUCUAUAGGUGUAAGCUUGCUACUGUAAUGGAGCCUAGUGCUCCAAGGGAAAUGACAUUGGUCCUGUGGUAGAUUUGGUAUACCCCAAAUUACUAAGAAACCCAACACUAUUGUUUUUAUCUCCCUCAGUGUUCUUCCUUUUGUUUCCCGUCUCAGUGUUUGGCUGUAAGUGAAAUUCUGAAAAUAGAUGUUUCUGGGUCCUUGUUUUUUAAUUAUUCAACUUCUGUUUGUUACUAACAGUCUCUGCUGUUUAUUUAUCCCUUGGUAGUUUACAAAACCCCUUCCUAUGUAUUAAUCCUUAUACAAAGUUGUGGAGUAGGUAUUGUUAUUCCAUUUUUACAGGAGAAGAAACAGGUUAAAAAUCCUAAUGAAAAAUGACAUUUAGAUGGUAUUUAACAUUUUCAUAUCCUGGUCUUUCCAUUCUUUACUUUC
This is a messenger RNA of Trichechus manatus latirostris (Florida manatee), 5688 nucleotides long. It is a transcript of the gene RFWD3, whose product is annotated as ring finger and WD repeat domain 3. Lineage: Eukaryota; Metazoa; Chordata; Mammalia; Sirenia; Trichechidae. Gene Ontology annotation, molecular function: ubiquitin-protein transferase activity; protein binding. The coding region runs from base 124 to 2349 and encodes 741 amino acids. Gene Ontology annotation, cellular component: nucleus. The transcript is spliced from 13 exons. The record is from RefSeq and is a predicted model, not a curated record. Gene Ontology annotation, biological process: interstrand cross-link repair; protein ubiquitination.